AUUACCAAAAAAUCCCAAAAAAAUAAGCAAAAUAACCAAAUUUAUAAAUAAAAAAUGUGUUUAGCUUUCAAAGCAAGUUUUACGGCAUCGCAGCGCACAUAAAUGGAAUCCAAAUAAGAGGCAUCCCAGAAAGGGACACGCAACAUUAGUGAACGCAAACAAAGGCCAAAGGACAACAGCCACGACAACAACAAAUAGACGAAAUGGACAACAAUGAGGAGCUGAUGGACAGCAGCUACACUUGGAGCAAUUGGAGCACUUAUGCUCCAGCUCUGCUCUACACUGCGCUGAAUAGCGUCCUGUUGGAGGGCAAUCAGACGCCAUCAUCGAAGCAACUCGAUCUGAGCAACAAUCUGAGCAGAAUUGUACCUACAAGUAUAACGGGCCUUCCUGUCAGCGAUGCUUUGGACAUGCUUAUCGAUGAGGACGGCGCUGCGCCAGUUGCCUCGUUCGCCUUCGUAAUGCCCUGGUGGCGUCAGGUGCUCUGGAGCAUACUCUUUGGCGGCAUGGUCAUUGUGGCAACUGGCGGCAAUUUGAUUGUUGUCUGGAUUGUGCUGACCACCAAGCGUAUGCGCACCGUUACAAACUACUUUAUAGUGAACCUCUCCAUAGCCGAUGCGAUGGUCUCCAGUCUGAACGUGACCUUCAACUAUUACUAUAUGCUGGACAGCGAUUGGAUAUUUGGGGAGUUCUACUGCAAGGUAUCGCAGUUCAUUGCAAUGCUCAGCAUCUGUGCCUCGGUCUUCACUCUAAUGGCCAUAUCAAUCGACAGGUAUGUGGCAAUUAUGAAGCCGUUGCAGCCGCGGAUGAGCAAACGUCGCAAUUUGGCCAUCGCAGCUAUCAUUUGGCUCUCCUCGACGCUCAUCUCCUGUCCCAUGCUGCUGUUCUUCAAAACGGAGGAGGUGCCGGUGACCAUGGAGAACAAGACACGCAUCGUUUGCUUCUCAGAGUGGCCCGAUGGACAAACGAAUCACUCCAAACAGGAGCACAUCUACAAUAUACUGAUACUGAUACUCACCUACUUUCUGCCCAUCGUCUCGAUGACUGUCACCUACUCGCGCGUGGGCAUUGAGCUCUGGGGCUCGAAGACAAUUGGCGAGUAUACGCCUAGGCAAGUGGAGAAUGUGCGCAGCAAGCGCAGGGUGGUCAAAAUGAUGAUUGUGGUCGUCCUUAUAUUCGGCUUCUGCUGGCUGCCGUUCCACACCUACUUUAUAGUCACAUCCUGUUAUCCGGCGAUUACUGAAGCGCCAUUCAUUCAGGAGCUCUACUUGGUUAUCUACUGGCUGGCCAUGAGCAACUCCAUGUACAAUCCGAUUAUAUAUUGCUGGAUGAAUUCCCGCUUUCGCUAUGGCUUCAAGAUGGUCUUUCGCUGGUGUCCGUUUGUCAAUGUGGGCGCCGAGUCGCUGAAUCGGCGUGAGAAUCUAACGUCGCGCUACUCCUGCUCCGGCUCACCAGAUCACAAUCGCAUCAAACGGAAUGACACACAGAAAUCCAUUCUCUAUACCUGUCCCAGCUCGCCCAAGUCGCAUCGCGCCUCGCAUUGUGGUGUGCUGCGCAAUUCGAUGCCGCGUGCAGGUGAGAAGAGCAGCAGCAGUGGUGGUGGCGGCAUCAGGACUAACGCACGUGCCCACAGAUCGCCCUAUCAACAGGAGCUGCAAGAGCGCUGGACCAGCGAUAAGUCGAGCAGUUCCCUCAAUUCGGCAACGGAAUGCCGCACCACACAGCUGCUCUCCUGACAGCCAGUGCCCGCAACGGCCGAGCAGAGCUUGGAGCUGCAGAUGCAGAUUGUUGGCACCUCCAACAGCUACAACAACAACUACAGGCGCAUCAAUAGUGGCGCCCCACCGACGACAGCCGACGACAAGACUUGGCUCUAGAUUUCAUGCUCCUCUUAUUAAGUCUCGAAUUUAUCCUUAGUGAAUGACAUAACAUAAUUAAUCGAAACAAAAACAGUUAGCUAGCUGCAUCCCAUCUCAAUAUCUCAGCGACCCACGGAGCGUAUGAGUAACAUUUGAAAUAGUAGUAUACUAGAUGGCGCUGCACAGAUCUAAGCAGCUUGUGAAUGGGAAUCGCUAUGUGGCGCUAGGUGGCGCCAGCUCAGCAAAGCUGUCGUAUUGAUCUUAAGAGCUACUACUGCCCACACAGGACGUGUAAGUUAGCUGUUGCUAGAUAUCUCCGCUAGAUGGCGCUAAUAACAUGCGAAAACCUCGCUUCCUUUUCAUAUCCUAUUACGAAUAUUUAUAAUAUAAUUGCGGCUUAAUUAAAUGCAUAUAUUAUCACAGUGAGUG
Molecule: messenger RNA, 2288 nt
Organism: Drosophila hydei
Lineage: Eukaryota; Metazoa; Arthropoda; Insecta; Diptera; Drosophilidae
Gene: TkR99D
Product: tachykinin-like peptides receptor 99D
Exons: 11
Coding region: 204-1736 (510 amino acids)
Biological process (GO): G protein-coupled receptor signaling pathway
Cellular component (GO): plasma membrane
Molecular function (GO): tachykinin receptor activity
Source: RefSeq, a predicted model, not a curated record